Amphiprion ocellaris (clown anemonefish) is the source of this 3582-nucleotide messenger RNA. Its product is annotated as nuclear factor 7, brain-like. Lineage: Eukaryota; Metazoa; Chordata; Actinopteri; Pomacentridae. The transcript has a single exon. The coding region runs from base 879 to 2306 and encodes 475 amino acids. Gene Ontology annotation, molecular function: protein binding; zinc ion binding. The record is from RefSeq and is a predicted model, not a curated record.
GUUAGUAGUAAAAUAGAAAUAACAAAGAAUACAAGUUUCUAAAAGUGUUUGUGUGAAGUGUCCAGAAAAAAAUUAAAAUUAAAAUAAAUAAGAAAAAUAAAAUAAGAUACCACAAGUACAAGAUGUAAACUUUAUACUAAUAAUAACAAGAAAGUUAAACAGGAAGUGAAGUGACGUAGGAGUAAACAUGAGUCUACUAGGAAACAGUCUGAUGAUAUUAAACAUGGAAAAGUUUGCUGAUUCUGUAUCACUGCUAAUUGAAGUUCUAACCUUUGAAUUUCUAUGAUCAGACACUUGCUUGUAACAUCAAUGCAUUUUGUUUUGUAUAUUUUUUUUGUGACAUCAAUGCAUUUUGUUUUGUAUAUUUUUGUGUGUUUCUUACACAAUUUAGAAAUCUACGGUAUUUCCUGGGUAGAGUUACCAUCACAGAUAGUUGAUAAAUAAAAUGGCUCCCUCUGCUGGUGAGAAAAUGAAACAUCAGCUGUUGAUCAUUUACUGACAAGGAAGAGAAAUAAAACCGAAAGUUGACUUUGUUUUUGUUGAAUGGAGGUGAAACGUCGUUAUGGAAUAUCUCAGCUGGAAAAUGAACUAGAAAGACUGUAAACUGCAAUUCUACAACACCAGUGUUUGGUGAUUCUGACUGUUGAUGGAGAAUUCAUUCAAACACCAGCAUCUAAAGGAGACACCAUUAACUGCAGUUUUAUUUAAAUCAAGUCCACUCACAAGACAAGGAAACACAAAUUAAAGUUUAUGUUGCUGAUCAGAGCGGAGACGUUUUUACUUCUGUACCGAAGAACAGGAACUAGGAGGACUGGAAGUCAAAGGGACUGUGUUUUGGUGAGUCUUGUUAUAGAAAAGAAAUCUGGAAAUCAGUGGAAAUGGCUGAGAAAACUGCUCUUUUAGAAAGUUACCUGAGUUGCCACGUGUGUUCAGAGACUUUCAGAGAUCCUGUUUCUCUGAGCUGCAACCACAGUUUCUGUUCAAGCUGCCUGCAGAAAUUCUGGGAACAAACUAAAAACAAAAACUGUCCCAUUUGUAAAAGAAAAUCCUCUAAAGAUCAUCCACCAGUGAACUUUACACUGAAGGAACUGGCUGAUUCCUUUGCUGGGAGACAGAAAACUGGAUCAUCUGAAGCAGAAAAAGUGGAGAAGAAAGUGGAGGUGGUGUGUAGUAAACAUCCAGAAGAACCUAGAUUGUUCUGUAAAGAUGAAGGUAGAGCUGUUUGUCCUGUCUGUGAGUUUUCUCUCCACCAGAAUCACAAAGUGGUUCCUAUAGAAGAAGCAGUCAGUGACCUGAAGGAGCAGCUGAAAUGUGACUUAAAGUCUCUGCAGGACAAGAGGAACAAAUACAAACAAGUGGAGGAAACGUACAGUGAAAUGAGAGAACACAACAAGAAGCAGCUGUUGUCCACAGAGAGGCAGAUCAGAGCAGAGUUCAGCAAGAUCCAGCAGUUCCUGAAGGAGGAAGAGGAGUCCAGACUGGCAGCUCUGAGGGAGGAAGAGGAGCAGAAGAGGAAGACUAUCAGCAGAGAGAUGAAGAGGAUCCAGGAGCAGAUCUCCUCUCUGUCAGACAGCAUCUGUGCUGUUGAAGAAGAGCUGCAGAAACACAAGGUGGCGUUCCUCAUUGGUUAUAAAGACGCUCAGACCAGAGCCAGAGCCCAGAGAUCACUGUCAGAUCCACAGCUGCUCUCAGGAGCUCUGACAGAUGUGGCCAAACAUCUGGGCAACCUGUCCUUCAGAGUCUGGGAGAAGAUGAAGGAGAAGGUCCACUUCAGUCCUGUCAUUCUGGAUCCAAACACUGCAGCCUCCUGGCUCUAUGUGUCUGAUGAUCUGACCAGUGUGAGAUGUGGAGACACAAAGCAGCAACUUCCUGAUAAUCCAGAGAGAAACACUAAAUAUCCAGCAGUUCUGGGCUCUGAGGGCUUCAGUUCAGGGAAACACAGCUGGGAGGUGGAGGUGGGAGAUCAUCCUGACUGGAGUGUGGGUUUGGCUAACGAGUCAGUUGACAGGAAGGGAGAAUGUGACCCUUUACCAGAAUAUGGAAUCUGGUGUUUAUGGCAUGGUGAUGGAAAAUACUUUAAUGCUGUUGGUCAGACUGUCAAAGUGAAGAAGAGUCUCCAGAGGAUCAGAGUCCAGCUGGACUAUAACAGGGGGGAGAUUUCCUUCUACAACCCUGAAGACACGACUCAGAUCUGCACUCAUAGAGACACUUUCACUGAGAAACUCUUCCCAUAUUUCAGUGUUGGAGAGUCUGGUGAUGCUAAAACUACUGACAUCAAAAUCUGUCCCUCUGAGAUUUCUCUGUGAUGAUCAGGAAAGUUAGUUAAUCGUCCAAACUCUCAUCUUAAAACCAUAAAAAUAACUCCAGGUUUAUUUCACUCUGAACUCAUCGUCACACUUUACAGUCAAACCUUCAUUCUUGACCUUCAGAUUUUUCAUUCUGUCUUUAAAACACAUUUGAUGUCACUUCAUAGUUUUUAUCACUGAAAUCUGUUAAACAAUCAAAUUGAUUUUCAUCAACAAAACUGUUAAAAAGUUCUGAAAUCACAUUUUAUAUACUUUGAAUUCAGUGUCUGUUUAAAUGAGAUGAGAAGAAGAAGUAAAAGAUCCACUAAACACUGAAACUGGAUCCCAUCAUCAGUUUAAAGGUGAAAAUGGUUAAAUCUGUACAAAGUGAAGCUGAUGAUUUAAAUGUAGAUUAUUAUCCUGGUUAGCAGCAUCUGCUUGUUUCUGCUUGUUUCACUUUUUCUUUUAUUGUCAUCAGUCGUGUUUUUUAUUUGUGAGAUUUCUUCAUUUAUUGUUUGGUUCUUUUAGUCUUGGAAAUGUUUUGUGAUGUUCACAUUUUCAACAUUUUUGGGAAAUCUUUGAACAUUUCUUGGUGGAAAAAACGAAAUGUUAAAAAAAAGUUUCUUUAAGAACAUUCACAUAAAAAUCAACCAAAAUCCAGCGAAUUUUGCUGAAUUUUGGUUGAUUUUUUUGUGAAUGUUCUUAAAGAAAAUAUUAGAAGUUUUAAUGAUAUAUAUGGAAUCACUGUAGAUAUUUUUAGGAUUUUUUUGGAAGAUUUUUACUCAUUUUUUGUAAAUAUUUCCAAGAAUUUUCUUGCCAAAUUUGGGGGAUUUUUUUUUUUUUAAAUAAAACUUUUAAGGGAAACUUUAAGGAAUUAUUGGAAUUUUCUUCCUGAAGGUUUUGCAAAUUUUCAGAAAUUUGGGGAAUUUAUUUUUGCAGAAUUUUUGGAUUUUUUUCAGACAAGGAAACAAUAUUUUUUGAUGCCUGUAAAUGAAGACAACAGGAGGGUUAAUCCAACUGUUUCUGCUUCUUUCUGAAAUGAAUGAUGUAAAGUCUCGUCGGUUUAUUUUCUCGUUUCCAUGGAAACUCGCUGCAGUAACAUGAAAACACAAACAGUUGUUUUUAUCUGGAAAUCAUUUUUUAAAGACUUGAGCCUUCAAGGAUUUUGUUCUUUUCUUUAUUAACAAUUUAAUCAAGAUGGAAACUCCUGUUUUUAUAAUAAUCUGACUGUAGAUGGAAUUCUCCAGAAUAUUUUCUCCUGUUGUUCAAUAAACCCUCUGAUGGUUUUGUAAUCUGA